Molecule: messenger RNA, 534 nt
Organism: Trichoderma harzianum CBS 226.95
Lineage: Eukaryota; Fungi; Ascomycota; Sordariomycetes; Hypocreales; Hypocreaceae
Exons: 4
Coding region: 1-534 (177 amino acids)
Biological process (GO): mycotoxin biosynthetic process
Source: RefSeq, a predicted model, not a curated record
AUGACAAAUAUCAACUUAAUUAAAGUAUUGCGAUUAGUUUUUAGAAGGUGCAGCGCCACUUUUCCCUCACGUCAAUUGACCCAGAGCAGCAGCAUGCUCAUCCCAUUAGACGCAUCACAUUUAAUCAUGAUGGAUGAGCUGGAGUCAAACCAGCUUCUUGGUGGCGACAACGGCGAGCCAGUGCAAAAGAAACAGCAUCACAAAAAAAGCGGGCGUCUCAUACUUCUCACAUCUCUCUUAGUGAACCUUUUUUUAACCUGCUUCAUUGUCAUAUACUUGAUUUGCCAAAAUUAUACACCAAGGACAUCUUAUGAGAAAGGCUUUCAUACUGAUCUAGGACCUAUCAAAUCUAAGAUAGGACUAAUUCAACAGCGCUUUACCGGUGGGGAGGAAAUUGAUCACAACGGAAACUUCGUCAAAGAUCAACGAGGCAGCGAAUACAUCGGAUCUCCGUCUCCAGAAGUCGAUGCCGUUUGGGAUAGACUUUUGCUAGGUAUGAGUGCCGCUUUCGAAUUUAACUCCGUGCCGAUCUAA